UCUCGAUCGUUUAAGUAUUUCAUGUCGUAAUAUUUUCUGUCCCUCUCUCUGCAUUUCGUCUUGCUUCUCUCCCCGGAACAGGUCUUAUUUCUUGUUAAGAAAUUGGUUCUACCACCCAAUUUUAGGACUCGUUGAGAGAUAAAGAGAGAGAGGAGCGCAGGAUGCUGGGUGCGCCAAGAGAAGGGGGCAAUGCCAUGGUUGUGGCACAGAGGCCAGGGAUGGAGUGGACUGUUUCUCCCUAUGCACCUGGCCAAGUUUCAGCACCAAGAGAAGGCGCAGCUCCCGGGCAACAGCGGAAAUCCAGUUUGGAAUCGCCCAUCAUGUUGCUAACAGGCCAUCAAAGUGCCAUCUACACCAUGAAAUUCAACCCUUCCGGGACUGUGAUUGCAUCGGGGUCUCAUGACAAAGAAAUAUUUCUUUGGCAUGUUCAAGGUGAUUGCAAGAAUUUUAUGGUUCUGAAAGGCCACAAGAAUGCGAUCUUGGACCUUCAGUGGACAACGGAUGGCAGCCAGAUAAUAUCUGCAAGUCCUGAUAAGACGCUGAGGGCGUGGGACGUGGAAACAGGGAAGCAGAUCAAGAAGAUGGCAGAGCAUUCGUCUUUCGUGAAUUCGUGUUGCCCUUCACGACGAGGCCCGCCGCUUGUUGUUAGUGGUUCAGACGACGGUACCGCCAAACUUUGGGACCUCAGGCAAAGGGGAGCUCUGCAAACAUUCCCGGACAAAUACCAGACAACGGCUGUCAGCUUCUCUGAUGCGUCUGAUAAAAUUUUUACCGGUGGAAUCGACAAUGUGGUGAAGGUAUGGGAUUUGCGAAGGAACGAGGUUACCAUGACUCUUCAGGGGCACACGGAUAUGAUAACUGGCAUGCAGCUGAGCCCAGAUGGUUCUUACCUUCUCACUAAUUCCAUGGACUGCUCGCUGAGAAUUUGGGACAUGCGGCCUUAUGCGCCACAGAAUCGCUGCGUCAAGUUUUUGUCCGGCCACCAGCACAACUUUGAAAAGAACCUACUGAAGUGUAGCUGGUCGCCUGAUGGAAGCAAGGUUACAGCUGGUAGUGCUGACAGGAUGGUGUAUAUCUGGGAUACGACCUCAAGGCGGAUUUUGUAUAAGCUUCCGGGCCACAAUGGGUCCGUAAAUGAGACUGCCUUCCACCCCACUGAGCCAAUCAUUGGCUCUUGCAGCAGUGAUAAGCAGAUAUAUCUCGGGGAGAUAGAAACGGCACUAUAUCAACCACCUCCGCAAUGAAUUUUUACGGUUGAAACAAGAUUCACAUUCCUUUGGCGAUACAUAACCAAGGAUCACUCGUGGUAACUUUCGUCUUUGCAACAGUUGCUUGAAAAUUUCUGAGCUGGCAGUUGAUGGAACGUUGACGUGCUGCAGUCAUCACCCUAUAAUUUGUCAUGCUUCUUCAAAAUUAUCUGUACUGCCAAUCUCCAGAAAUGGGUCAUGUUUCCAACCAGUCCCUGCGGAAAAAGUGAUCUACUUUGAUGCGAGUAUGCCGUUGCUGUAUGAUCUUGCUGGGUAAAAAUGCGCUGCAGGAUAUGGUGUUUGUGAUGUACCGUGUCUUGAACUACUGCGCGUCUAUCAAGGGAAUCCAAACAUUUGUAUGCUCUUAAGGUCAAUUAUUGCAAUAUUUUCUGCUUUA
This is a messenger RNA of Nymphaea colorata (pocket water lily), 1644 nucleotides long. RefSeq lists its product as uncharacterized. Gene Ontology annotation, cellular component: catalytic step 2 spliceosome. Gene Ontology annotation, molecular function: RNA binding; protein binding. The coding region runs from base 162 to 1244 and encodes 360 amino acids. NCBI's taxonomy places the organism in Eukaryota, Viridiplantae, Streptophyta, Magnoliopsida, Nymphaeales, Nymphaeaceae. The transcript has 3 exons. The record is from RefSeq and is a predicted model, not a curated record.